AUGGCGGCGCCACCGCCGGAGCCGCCGAUCCUUCGAACCCCGGAUGAGCUCCUCGAGGAGAUCUUCCUCCUUCUCCCCACUGCUGCCGACCUAGCCCGCGCCUCCCUGGCGCGCGCCUCCUUCCGCCAUCUCAUCACCGGCCACGCCUUCCUCCGCCGCUACCGCACCCUCCACCCGCCCCCUCUCAUCGGCGUGCUCGAUGUCGACGACAGUACCUUCUUCCCAGCCCAGCCUCCGCACCCCUCCGCCGUCGCCGCCCGCACUUUUGCCGGCUUCGACUUCUCCUGCUCCUCCUUUCUCCCCUCCACCGCCGGCCGUACCUGGAGGGCGAUUGACCUCUUGGACGGACGCGUCCUCCUCGGCGGCGCCCCAGAGGAGGCGUGCGACUUGGAGCACCUCCAACUUUUGGUCAGGGAGCUCGCUGUGUGCGAUCCCGUGUUCCGCCGCUACAUCCUGCUGCCUGCCGUCCCCGGCGACCUGACGGCACUGGUCCCUGAACCGGAGGACCUCCUCGAUUUGGACACUUUCCUUGCUCCCGGCGAUGAUGAGGAGGACCCUUUAUCAUUCAGGGUCAUGUGCUUGGUGCGAUGCAGAAGGAAUAUGCUGCUCCUCGUCUUCUCCUCUGUGAAUGGGCAAUGGCAUGCUCUUACAUUUGACCAAUGGAGUGUUCCGGGUACAUUUGACCCAUAUAAGGAUGGGCUGUUAAAUCGUCAAUUAGUCGGCCGAUGCUUCUGUUGGCAUCCACCUUUCCUCAACAAGUUGCUUCUGCUCGACACGCGCUCCAUGGAGUUCUCUGCUAUCAGCCUCCCACCCUAA
This is a messenger RNA of Triticum turgidum subsp. durum (durum wheat), 816 nucleotides long. Lineage: Eukaryota; Viridiplantae; Streptophyta; Magnoliopsida; Poales; Poaceae. The record is from the annotation of a GenBank genome assembly.